AUGUUUUCCCGCCUUUCGAUAUGCUCGCUCGUCGCCACCCUCGGCCUGCUACGCGACGUGCAUGCCGUGCCGACGCCCGAUCCGGCCAUCCAGAGACGGGACGCCGAUUUCUUGAGCGUCAAGACGAAGAACAAGGAGGACCACAGCGGCAAGGGCGGUGAUCCCGUGGACAAGUACUUCCACGAGUCGACAUUCCACCCGCACUACGACGGCCGUUUCGCCGCGACGACCCUGACUUACGACGACCGCCUGUCCAACCUCACCGCGCUCGUCCAGACCUACCUCUCCACCAUGCACGACAUCGGCGCUGAAACGUGGAUCAUGCACGGCUCGCUGCUAGGCUGGUGGUGGAACCGCAAGAUCAUGCCCUGGGACACGGACAUUGACGUGCAAAUGUCGGAGCAGAGCAUGCACUACCUCGCCAGCUACUACAACAUGACGGUCCAUCACUUCAACAUCCCCGGCACCGACAUCAGCCGCGACUACAUGAUUGAGGUCAACCCGCACUACGUCAACGCCUCCACCGACGACUGGCUCAACGUCAUCGACGCCCGCUGGAUUGACACCGACACCGGCCUGUUUAUCGACAUCACCACCGUCCGCCACGACAAGGAGAAGGAAGAAGCCGGCAACCCCGGCUGGAUGUACUGCAAGGACAAGCACCACUUCAGAUACGACGACAUCUUCCCCCUCCGCGACAGCACCUUCGAGAACAUGCCCGUCAAGAUCCCCUACGCCUACACUGCCCUGCUGCAGGAGGAGUACGGUUCCAAGAGUUUGACCAACACGCGUUACGAAGGCCACCGCUUUGAUCAGCAAGCCAUGGAGUGGAUUCCCCUUGACUCGUACUGCUCGACCCACAAGAAGGAUUGUCGCACUGGAACUCACCAGGGAGGUGUUUGA
This is a messenger RNA of Lasiodiplodia theobromae, 903 nucleotides long. Its product is annotated as Mannosylphosphorylation protein. The record is from RefSeq and is a predicted model, not a curated record. NCBI's taxonomy places the organism in Eukaryota, Fungi, Ascomycota, Dothideomycetes, Botryosphaeriales, Botryosphaeriaceae. Bases 1 to 903 code for a protein of 300 amino acids. The transcript is spliced from 3 exons.